CCCCUAUCUGGCCGUGGCGUUACAAAACUGGUCGCGGUUUUCUUGCUUAUAAACAGUCCGCACGACUCCCACUGCAGCGAUCCACGCUGCUGCCUUCGCACUGCUUUCAGCUCUAACUCGGGCCAACGAAUCACCAUGAAGCUACUUGUGCUCCCGCUCGCCUUACUACUGACCUGCGCUUUUGGUAUGCCCCAGCAGAACGGUAGUGGCACAGGCACGUCAACAGCAAGCACGGCGGCGGUCUCGUCGUCCACCCCAGCGUCAGCCAACGCCACCACAUCGACGACGACUCUCUCGGGCGCGCGGUCGGGAGGUCCGGCGCCGAUAGUGUGCUACUACUACGGCUGGGCCAACACGCGUCCCCACCCUGCCAACUACGGCGUCAACAACAUCCCGGGCGACCUGUGCACGCACGUCAACUUUGCCUACGCGGGCGUCGACCCGGAGACCUGGGAGCUCAGGAGCGAGGUGCCUGAAUACGAGAGCAACAGGGAACUCUUCAAAAACUUCACGGCCAUAAAGACCAAGUACCCCCAGCUGAAGACGCUCCUGUCGGUCGGCGGCUGGCAGCAAGAGAACGGCGUGUUCUCCGCGCUCGUCAGAAACGCUGACAGGAGGGCGCUCUUCAUCGAGAGCGUCCUGCUCUGGAUGAAGGAGUACAACCUGGAUGGCGUGGACAUGGCCUGGCGCUUCCCUGGCGUCUCCUACCGCGGAGGAUCGCCGCGCGACAAGGAAAACUACGCCAGCCUCAUCAGGGAGCUGGCUGGCGCUUUUGAAGGGAAAGGCCUGUUGCUCACGGUCGUCAUGCCAGUUACCGAUGAGUUCCUUAAUACCGGAUACAACAUUUCAGAAAUUUCCAAGUACGUCGACUGGAUCAAUGCACAGGCCUACGAUCUCAGGGGAGCUUGGAACGGUGUCACAGACGUCCACACUCCACUCUACUCCAGGUCUAUUGACGUCGGCCCGCAAGCAACGUUGAAUGUGAAAGACGGCCUUGCCCGCAUCGUGAGCGGCGGAGCGCCAAAGUCCAAGGUGGUGAUGGGCAUCGCCUUCUUCGGCCGGGGAUUCACGCUGCUCGAUCCGCAGCAGCACGGCCUCCACGCCCUCAUCAACCGCGACGUGCCGCCGCACGCCGGGCCCUUUGUUAGGAGCAACGAGAUCUUCGCCUACUACGAGAUCUGCCUUAACUUGAAAGGAAACUGGAAACGAGAGUUUGACGACGAAGGCAAGUGCCCGUACGUCUACUACAGGGACCAGUGGAUCGGCUACGAGGAUGCUGUCAGCAUUCAGCACAAGAUUGACUUCCUUCAACAAGAGGGCUACCGUGGUGUCUACGUGUUCAACAACGAUCUGGACGACUUCCGGGGCUUCUGCGGUGAACCCAACAUCCUCCUCAAGACCAUCAAGAACGGUUUGAGCGAAAAGAACGAGAUCCCUGUGUCGGCCUGAAGGUCGACGUCCGCAGUCUCAGUCAGGAGGAUCGUGGCAACCUAGUCACUUUGUCAAGCACAGCAACUUCAGGAAUUAUAUUCAUUGUGAUGCGAACAGACUGCGUGCUUUUUCCCCUGCAUAUCGAUUGACAUUUCAUGAAAACACCAAAGCAAGCCAUGCCAGCGCCUUCACCGCCAGAAAUGCGCCCCUCCUCUGCGCUGGCGCACUUCUCAUUACACUAGCAACACAUCACAGUGGCGUUGCUAAGCACAAGCCAGAAUCGUAAUUGCUUUACGUUCGAAACAAAAACGCGUGAGCAGCUGCUCAUAGCUCACUCAUUUAGAACAUGAACAACUGUUUCACAUUGUUUGAUUAUCAGAAAUGUAUAAUUGCCACAGAUGCAAUGCUUGGAAUGCAUAUUGCAGUACACACGUGGUGAUUUAGCUGUGCCAUGGAAAUCAUCCACGCAAUGAAAAUAAAGGCGGGUCACAAAGA
Molecule: messenger RNA, 1926 nt
Organism: Dermacentor andersoni
Lineage: Eukaryota; Metazoa; Arthropoda; Arachnida; Ixodida; Ixodidae
Product: endochitinase-like
Biological process (GO): chitin catabolic process; carbohydrate metabolic process
Cellular component (GO): extracellular region
Molecular function (GO): chitin binding; chitinase activity
Source: RefSeq, a predicted model, not a curated record